CAAAGUCGAAGUCGAAGAAGAAGCGUAUGAUGACGCACUUAGAAAGCGCCAGAGAAUGUAGCUCUCGAGCUAGCCACAUUAGCUUUCGAUUUGGAAGGAGGUUUCUGAAAACUUCACACCUCGUGUCGGCGGAUUUCUUUUAUUUUUUUAGAUGGUGCACCAGCCCUCCCGGUGCCCAACAGUUGUUUGGUUUCGUCUCAACCGGCAGUCGUUAUGGCGGAGGACGAUGAAUUCUCACCAAACCUUAUGACAGAGGAGAUGAAACACAGCAGUGGCGACUUUGUGGCUCCUGAUGGGUUAUGCUGGAUGUCAGUUCUGUCCUGUCUGCUGCUGGCUUGUUCUUAUGUUGGCAGUUUAUACGUGUGGAGGAGUGACCUGCCGAGGGACCACCCUGCUGUGAUAAAGAGACGCUUCACUAGCGUGCUAAUUGUGUCGGGCCUGUCGCCUCUCUUUGUGUGGGCAUGGAGAGAAUUUACCGGUGUCAGGACUGGCCCAUCGCUCCUUGCUCUCAUGGGGAUACGAUUUGAAGGCCUCAUUCCUGCCAUUGCACUUCCACUACUGCUCACUAUGGUCCUGUUUUUGGGCCCCCUCAUGCAGUUGGCCAUGGACUGUCCCUGGAGCUUCACAGAUGGGAUCCGAGUGGCCUUCGACCCGUGGUUCUGGAUGUUGUGUCUCAGCGACAUGCGAUGGUUGAGGAAUCAGGUGGUUGCGCCGCUAACAGAGGAGCUGGUGUUCCGGGCCUGCAUGCUGCCCAUGUUGGUGCCCUGUGCUGGUCCUUCCACUGCCAUUUUCACUUGCCCCCUUUUUUUUGGAGUAGCUCACUUUCACCAUGUGAUCGAGCUGCUGAGGUUCAGACAGGGCACACUGUCAGGGAUCUUCCUCUCUGCAGUGUUUCAGUUCUCCUACACAGCAGUAUUUGGGGCUUAUACUGCUUUCAUCUUCAUCAGAACAGGUCACUUGGUGGGUCCGGUCCUUUGCCACUCCUUCUGUAACUACAUGGGUUUCCCCGCCAUCAGCACCGCCUUGGAGCACCCUCACCGCCACACUGUCCUCUCCUCCUACCUGCUGGGAGUCAUCCUCUUUUUCCUCUGCCUCUUCCCUUUCACCGACCCUGCCUACUAUGGCCUUCCCACACCGGUGUGCACCCUCACCUCCUCCCCUAGCUCCCUCUGCCUCUCUUGAUCCCUGCUCCACUCUCACUCACUUCUCUGCUAUUGUCGUGUCACCUUGUGUUGAUGAAGCAGAUGAGCGUGUUUUUUGUUUUUUUUAAUGGAAGUUAGCGAUCAGGUUCAGUCUAGUUUCGGCUGACAGCACUGACAGCCAUGUGGGCUACAUUGCCAUGGAGAGAUGAGGAACUCUGUACCCAUUUUCUAUGGCCUGUGGACCUUUUAUAUGUCAACAUUUAUAAGACGUCAAUCACUUUAUAGCUGGUGCUUAACGAUAUGAGUUCAUGUUGCUGAGAGUGAACCCAAGACCGUCCAAUUUCAAUCACAGCUUCUUUGUCCUACUCUUACCCUGAUAUGUGAUGCUGGUAGUGUUGACACAACACUGAAGAACAAAUCCUCCUCAGAUCCUCUUAAUGCUGGUAGAUCUCAUCCAUUUGUGAUGAAGCAGUGAUGUACCUUUUUGGUGUACUCAUUUUCCACUCCGUCUGCUGCAUCUUUUUAAGGAUGAUUCUGGCUUACAGUAUCUUAUACCUUAUUUUCUUAGAUGUGGUGUUCAUUUCUCCCCUUAACAAUAAGAUGACAGGGAAAUCAUGUGGAAGCAAGUAACAUCAAAAAAUACUUUUAAAAGUACAGCACGAUAGGUUUUAAACAAAGUACCAGGUAAAACAACUGUGUGUAAUAAAACAAAUUUUUUUUGUAAACAUUCACCGCUUUGUGCUUCGGCUUCCAAUCCUUGUAUCUCUAUGUAACCAGUAAUUUUAAUUUUAAUCAAAAAAUCUCUUUUAAUCCAUCAAAAAAUAGAUUGCAAUUUCAAAGAACCCACAGUUGUGACAUGGAACUAGUUUCUAGUUCUUCAUCCAAGAAAAAGUUCAAAAGUCCAAAACAUUUGGUUUGCAAAAAUCUGAAACAGAAACGCAAAGUAAAAUUUUCUUCAGAACUGUCACACUUUAAGACACAAAUGGUUUAGUGUACCAUAAACAUCCUCUGAAAACAUUCAGACUGUCAGAAAUUUAGGAAUAUAUGAACCAAAAUGAACCAAACAAUCAGUAGACCAUUUUUGAAUAAAUAUUAGCGAAAGGAAAACCUCCAAGCGCAAGCAAACAAACAACAAAAUGCAGACAUUUUUGUGACAUUGACAAAGAAGAAAACUAUGCAGAACUGCAUUUUUAGAAGAUACGGGCCGGCAACAUGUAUGACACAAGCUGAUGGCAUGAUUCUGCUUUUAGAAACUUCUUUAAAUUUGAAUUAAUGUGCAAACCAACCGACUUAAAGCCUCUGCCGAUCAGGACUGUUCCCCUGGCAACAGACCUCUGACAGUAGGGUCACACCAUAGUUAACUUAGAGCACCCCACAUGUUAAAUAAUGUCAGACCAUAACUGUUUUGUCCCUAUAGUGGCUCAGGUUUUUACACUAUUUCUUCCAACUCCAACAUGUCGACUGUGAACUGACUGUUCACUAAGCAUCUAAUGUACUUUUGUUCAGAUGUUCCUACUUGUUUAAUCUGCAAGUAGUCAUAAUUGUCUGGCUCAUUUCGUUGACUUGUUUCAGGUGUAGCUUGUUGUUUACCUGAAUUGGACAGUCCAACAGGAUUUACAGUUUUAACCUCUCACAGACGUAGCGUGUACAGUGUUGGGGUAUGUGGUGGAUGAUGAUUAACAGAGAAACCAAAAACAUUUGUGGGUCAUUCAAGAAAGGCCUGCACUCACUGUUUUCUCUGUAAGCUGCUAGGAGACUGUAGCAAAACACUGGUGAUGUCUUAAAAUAUGUCAUCCUAGUUUGAAGCCACAGGAUACAGUGCUGUUGUACUGUUCUGCACUGACGCAUGUCAAGUUAUAGCGGCUCUUUCUGGCUACCGUUGUCCUAUAACCUAGGAAGGAUAUCAGCAUUGGCCCUAAAAAUCGAGCAUAGACUCUAUAUGUUACAGACAUUUCAAUGCUCAAUUUAAAUUUUCACCAAUUUAAGUGCUUUAGAUAAUCUUGCUCUAGCAUGUUUACAGUUGACUGACUGACUGCAUAUACACUACCAUUUAAAAGUUUGUGGUCACCCAGACUGUUUCAUGUUUUCCAUGAAAACUCACACUUUUUUAAUGUGCUCACAUAACUGCACAACGGUUUUCUAAUCAUCCAGACUGUAUUUCUGAUUCAUUUAAUGUUAUCUUCAUUGAAAAGAACUGCAUUUCUUUCAAAAAUAAGGACAUUUCUAAGUGAUCCCAAACUUUCGAAUGGUAGUCUGUUUUUGCUAAUUUCGUUGUGAUGAUGUCCGAAACUACUAAAAGGGCACUCAGAUCACACAGACCUUCCCCAAUUCUCCAUACCUCCUUGGCAGAGGUAUUAAUCCCAGAGCUGUGGAUGUUUAGCCUAGCCGUGCUAGACCCAUGCUCUGAAGACACAAGGGUCUAGGCACGCUCGACAGGGAGGGAGGCGGGCUAAAAGGUUGUCUAUCAAAUCACUCUGCAGCAAUUGGGUAGGUAUACAACCAAUCAGCGCAACGAAUAGGCUCCUAGAACACCGGAAAUCAGAGGAUGCGGGAGUUCGGUGAAGCCUUAUUUAUACAGUCAAUGGGUGAAACUCAAGUAUAUUACAGACAUGUUAACAGAAAGAUUAUUCAGAGUCGGUGCUAAUGGAGCUCAACGACUGUUGUCGUUUUUGUUGUCGACCCUGGCAGAGAAUUAAAUUCGUUGUCGUGUGUUGUCUAGCGCAGCUAGGCUAGUUGUUUCCGGUUGUUUCUGUCAGAAUCGUCGCGCCUCUGUCGUCACUUAGUUACACCUGCCUUCUGACUCUACACUUCAUGGUGAUUCGUCCGGCCAGUUUUAGGAGAAUCCAACCUCGAGCCUUAUGGAGGGUAACUAGACCCACCCUGGCAGAGAAUUAAAUUCGUUGCCGUGGGUUGUCUAGCACGGCUAGGCUAGUGGAUGUUUGCUUCCUGAUAGCUCUUGAAAGCUUACCAGGUUAAAUUGAGACCAUUUUGUUGUGUAAAGCUGUGGGGAGUUGGUGGCACGAUUGGUUUUUAUCAAGUAUAUCUUUAUUUGCAUCGGGACAAUAAGCUAGCCAUUGGUUUGGACUUUAAAUUUAGUGAUACCGGUUAGAUCUCAAAGAAGAUGAGUCCUGCACUUGGUUCACAGUUUUUGGACUGUACUGAGUUGCGAUAAACCAGAUUUAUCCUUGAAUACCUUUAGUGUCUCCUGAGGAAGGCAUGGAAAGCUUUUCCACUGAAGAAAGUAAGAAAACUUAGUAUAUCUAAUGGCUGACUGUGUUCUGCUCUUUAGUGGCUCAUGGAGUUGUUGCUUUCUUUGACUCUCCUGUCUGGAAUUCCUCUCUAUAAGACUGUUCAAGGGCAAAUAGCCCUGCUGUAGCUACACUGGAGAAUAGGAGCAUUUGUGUGAGGCCUUGUUGUGAUGGUGACAUAGGAAAAUACACCGUUAUACAAAAUAGUCCCUGGAAUGUGAUCUACAGGCUUGUUUUUAGCGGCUAGAAUUCAUCUUUAUCUGCGUUCAGACACCAGAACUAAUUAAAAACAUGAUGCAGAGAUUUAUUGUGCUUGAAUGUGCCAGUGUUUAGUCAAGCCCCUCUGUUCUGUUAUUCUAACAGCAAAUGAACACGUCGGCUUCAUGUGUUGUGGCCGGGCUAGCUAACCGCGAUGUCACCCGUUGCCGAGAAAAUUAAGCCCGGAUUUUACUAUUUCCUGGUCUCCAUUUUGGAUUUUUUGGAGCCAGUGACGUAAAAAGCGUCAUCAAACAGGCUGGACCGGAGAGCAACUAGGGGCAGGACCAGUCUAUAGGCAGGCCAGACUGAAGCCAGACUGCUGAAAGCCUCGCCCUAAAGGAUCUGUCAAUCAUUCCAGACAAGACUGUCUAUCAAGUAUAGCCACGUCCCCUGGCUCUGCCAACUUUAACGAUUUAUUUAAAAUUCAGUAUUGAUUUAUUUUAAGAUCGGCCACCUGAUCUCUAAUUUUGACCAUGAAAACUAACGGGGAAAAAAAUCCUGAGCUGUAGAAAAUCAGUCUAUCAAAUUUUAUUUUUUCCGGUGAUGAAUUGGGGUCUAUGGAGCAAAAGCUUUUUGGAGCCAACCCUCGCGGACGGCGUGAUAUUGCAGGUUUUUGACACUUCCGGGUGGGCUUCAUUUUUGGAGCCAGAUGCUACGUCCAUCUUUAUAUACAGUCUAUGGUUGUGGCACACCCAGGUCAGUUUUCUGUGUCAGCAACACUUCCAUCAUGGCACAAAUCUGAACUCCACCCAGUAACAAUAACGGAAAGGCGUGGACAAGCGAUGCUACUCUGUACUUUUUAUCAUAUGAGACAGAUGAUGAAGAUUGAUGAAGCCAGCAAUGUUACAGAUUCCAUGUCUGAAGUAUAGAAGUAUAUCAAAGGUUAUUUAGAGUGUAUACCUCGGCAAAUGGGUGAUUGGGGAACUUAGGGGGCAGGCACUGUUGCUAAUGCCUGAAAUAUACAGUUUAAGCACGCAUAUGGCAAACUAAUUCCACAUAAAGUUGUGCUGUUACAUCGUUGUGACAAAGACUAGUAACAAGCCCAAAGCAGACGCAGCAUCCAUUGUGCUACUGCUCUGUCUUUGGUUUCUGUCCGUGCACGGAACAUUUUUCAGAGAUUGUUUUAUGUUGUUACCCUCAGUUGCUCAUUGUUUUUCAUUCCAUUCUCAAACUCUCGCCACAGGAUCAUGCAGUUUCUAAACCUGUUUAAAUAUGGUUCUAUGAUGUCCUCGGCUGUGUGUCUAAAGACUGAGCAGAUUUCUUCCUGCCUAGUGCUGCCAUCCUAUUUAGCUACUUGUAUCGCUACGAAUUGAAGGGAGCAGAAUACCCCAGCAGUCUGGCAUAAUUUGAAGUAGAAAAUCAGGAUGCUUGAGUACAGCUUUUCUACAAGCAAAGACUAGAUAAGUCGAUGUUGAAAUUUUACGACCAGCAAAUAACUUCAGUCGCUCCUGCACAGCAAUGCUAUAAUUUGUAGUAGUCAUGUUUAACUAUGAAGUACCAUCAGAAAGGUGCGUUGUGGUGAGAUUCAUUUAUUUUCUCCUUUCCAGUUAAGUGAUGUAGACAAUCUGGCUGAAAUGUGGACUUUAAGAAUGACUUCUUUGUGAUCAAAUGCCAUCAUAAUUAAGUAGAGAUGAUGAAAAGUAACAGAAUGAAAACUGUUUCUUCAGUGAGGGGGCUCAGUUAUAGCAGAUUGCACUUGAUGUCUGCGCUGUCUUGUAUUGUUCCAGCACUCUGGAGUGACAUCAGGGUGCAUCACUGACUUUUUUUUUUGUUGUGAAAAAUGUGACUCUAUUUUUUUGCUAUUGAGUGAUUGGCACAACCGCCUGGUGUCCUGGCUGUGAAACAACUGGACAGUCAAACUAAAUACCUAUUUCUUUAUCUUCACGAGCUAAAGUUAUGUACAGCUGAGGUGGCUCUGGGGGUGACAGAAAGAAGAUGAAAUGGCCGAAAGACUCUAUAAGCUAUAUUCGUACUGUGAAGAAAAUGUGGGCUGCUUGGCUCUUUAGCAAUAAAUCCUAUGUACGGGGAAGGUUUGGAUUUAUUUUUGAUUCACUGGAUGAAAUGGGGCCAUAUUUGUAUAUAGAUUGUUUGGGUCGGUGAAGUGAUUCUUGAAGAGUUUACAAAUCAUUGGCAGAUAUUUUCGUGUAUUUUAGCAAGCGUUGUGCUGUACCUCCCUCAAGUGCCUAGCAGAGGGCGCCAGAGUAUCCUGAAAGAGGCAGAGCUGCUGUGGAGUGAACUGAUGGCAUCUUUAUUUUAUUCUGUUUAGCAGCCUGUCUGACAUCAGUCAUCUGUCACUGGAAAACCAUUUCACUCUAACUUAUUUUGCUUCUACACAAUUAUGCCCCAUUAGAGGAGACUGAUGUACAGCAGAGGAGCGCUGUGGUUCAACUCUGACUGAUGUUAAUUUCCUAUUGAACAGUUUGAGAGCAGUCUUGUGUCCAUGUCAACCUCUUAUAACUUCUCUGCUUGCUGCUCUUAAAUCAAAACAGCUGCGUUUAGUCUUGAGGCUUGUUGUCUGAGUUUCUUUCGCCUCCAACAUGACUUCAACUCUACUGCACCUUUUUAUUCACAUAUCAAGGGAAGGACUUUGAAAUUUCCUAUACAGAAAUGAUCAUACCUGUAUUCCCAACCUCUUUAAAGCCACUAUGCCAAGAUAGAAAAUUGGCCAGUUCCUCUAAAGAUUUUAUUUAUACUGAUUUGUGUAGAGAGUCAAGAAGGAAUUUUCAAAUUCUGCACAUAGUGGCUUAAUUGAAAGGCCUCUGAGACAAAAGGUUUAGAUCCAUUUCUCCCAAACUGCGUAGAUAUUGCUGUAAAAUACACUGCCGUUCAAAAAAUUUGGGGCCAUCCAGACAAUUUCAUGUUUUCCGUGAAAACUCAAGCUUUUAUUCAUGUGCUGACAGAAUUGCACAAUGGUUUUCUAAUCAUCAGUUAGCCUUUCAACACCAUUAGCUAACACAAUGCAGCAUUAGAACACAGGAGUGAUGGUUGCUGGAAAUGUUCCUCUGUGCCCCUAUGGAGAUAGUCCAUUAAAAAUCAGCCAGUUCCAGCUAGAAUUGUCACUUAAUUUUGAACAUUAACAAUGUCUAGACUGUAUUUCUGAUUCAGUUAAUAUUCAUUGGAAAAAAAAUUCUUUUCUUUAAGAUUUAAGGACAUUUCUAAGUGACCCCAAACUUUUGAACGGUAGUGUACAUCUUGUCAGGCUUCAUACUAGCUGCUGGUAGUGCUGAUGGCAGCUCAUUUAAACAUCUAAGCUGUUCCUUUUACUUUCUCUUAAAGCAAGUUAACAGUAAUGUAUGAUGGUGAUGUUUCAACCCUGGUUUUACAGUCAAACGACACACUUGUGUGGUAUUUCUGUCACUGAAUCGCAUGUCAAGAUGUGUCGGAAUGUUUGAAAGACUGAACUAGUUUUACUUUUUUACUGCUAUAUAAAGAAAACCACUUCCUCAGCCAAUAAUCCCACAUGAAUAUUUGCUACUGAAGAUGCCGAACCUGCACGUGUAACAAUAUGCAGAGAGCAGCAUCGGCAGAGUCUAUUUUUGCAAAGCUUAAGCAGCGCCGUUAUUUUCAUAUGAAACACCCAGAGGAGGAUGAAUUUCAAAUGCACAUUUUCAGAACUUGUUAAAUACGAGACAGCUGGUGAAACACAACUCCACAGAUGUUUAUAGUGAGCACUCUAUUUUGCAAUCAGAUCUAUUUUGGUGACCGGAACAGAGCGUAUAGGUAUGUGCAUGUAUUUUAUGCCCGCUGUGUCCCACUUGUUGCACAGUUCAAGUUAGACUUCAGAACCAUGUUUUAGAAUGACAAUCUUUUACAGGAACUUUGGAAUCACUGCAUAAUAUCUAUUUGUAAAUAAAGAAUGUCAUUUUAUAUA
This is a messenger RNA of Acanthochromis polyacanthus (spiny chromis), 8519 nucleotides long. It is a transcript of the gene rce1a, whose product is annotated as Ras converting CAAX endopeptidase 1a. Lineage: Eukaryota; Metazoa; Chordata; Actinopteri; Pomacentridae. Gene Ontology annotation, cellular component: endoplasmic reticulum membrane. Gene Ontology annotation, molecular function: metalloendopeptidase activity. Gene Ontology annotation, biological process: CAAX-box protein processing. The record is from RefSeq and is a predicted model, not a curated record. Bases 214 to 1182 code for a protein of 322 amino acids. The transcript is spliced from 8 exons.